CGGGGCACAAAGUCUGCAUUCAUCGAUGCCACCCUCUGAAUUUGGCGUUCGAUUAAACAUCAAGGCAAGUAGCUGACAUGGCAACAGGGGGCACCUCUUUUGAUGAUUCCGAGGAACAGGAACUGCACAACUGGACUAUAACCAAUGGCAGUCUGGAGGACAGGCUUAAUAAUACGGACUGGGGCGUGCAACGGAAGAAGGCCAAUCGCUCCUCUGAGAAGAACAAGAAAAAGUUCUCUUCUGCGGUGGCAGAGAGCCGACUGACGAAUGACAUUUCCCCAGAAUCCAGCCCGGGGGCUGGUCGCAGGAGAGCGCGCACUCCUCACUCCUUUCCCCAUGUGAAGUAUUCCACGCAGAUGUCCGUCCCUGACCAGGCUGAGCUGGAAAAGUUGCGUCAGAGGAUUAAUUUCAUGGACAUGGAUGAGAGAAGCAUUGGUAGUGACUCCCAGGGACGUGUCACAGCUGCCAACAACCAGCGACAGAUAGGUGGAGAGAACAAGAAGCCCUUUAACUUCCUACCCCUGCAUGUAAACACUAACAAAAGCAAGGACCUGGUCAUCCCUUCCUCAUCUGCCCCAGUGACUCCUGCUAGCUCCAAGGAAUCUAAGAAACAAAGCCCAGGGCUCAGGGACACACUGAGUGCAGUCUUUCCUAGCAAUGACACUCUGGGGCUAGGUUGUGGCAGCAUCGAGAGAGGGCCAUCUGCACACAGAGACUAUGGGAGAGGAGAGCCUAUCAUUGACAGCAGCCAGGUGGUGAGCAAGCUGGUUCAGAUCCGGGAAUACAUUGGCAAGGCCAGCUCCAUGAGGGAUGACCUGGUGGAAAAGAAUGAUGUGCCGGCAAACGUGGAACGUCUCUCCCAUCUUAUCAACCACCUCAAGGAGCAGGAGAAAUCCUACUUGCGUUUCCUGCAGAAAAUGCUGGCACGGGAGAAUGAGGAAGAUGACGUGGGCACUCUGGACUCAGCAGUUGGUUCAGGCUCCAUUGCAGAGAGCACUACUCUCAACAUUGAUGUGCGUUCUUCAGACACCUCUAAUGCCACAGGCAAUGGGCAAGGGGCAACAAGAGGUGACCAGAAAGAGGAGUUGGAGAACUUGCGUAAGCAGCAUGAUCUGCUGAAGAAGAUGCUUGAGCAGCAGGAUCAACUGAGGGCACUGCAAGGGCGGCAGGCGGCACUGCUGGCUAUGCAGCAAAGUGCAGAACAGUCUCUUGCUGUCAUGGAUGACACGGUUAUUACAGAAACAACAGGCAGUGUGUCUGGCCUGAGUAUUACCUCAGAGCUGAACGACGAGUUGAAUGACUUGAUCCAAAGGUUCCACAACCAGCUACAUGACUCUCAGACUAAAGCGGUCCCUGACAACCGACGUCAAGCAGAGAGCCUGUCUCUCUCCAGAGAGGUGUGCAGGUCCAGGGUACCCCAAGCAGUUGGUCCUCCUCAACACAGGCCUCUCCUCCACUCUGCCUCUGGCCCUCACACAGGCCUUGUCAAAGGGGCCGCCGCUGCUAACGCCAAGCUCACGAAGCUUCAAGAGCUGCAAGACAAGAAACAGACUAUGGACAAGAUCCUGCAGGAGUUACACUCACUCAGAGACCAGACCCUCAAUAACAACUCCAGUCGUGGCAUGUCUGCCCAGCCCAGUCUGAGUUUGGUUGGCUCUGCAGAGGGUCCCUCUGCCUCUGCAUCCUUUAACCACUCGCUCCUCCAGCAUCAGGAUAGCUCCAACUCCACAGACAAACUUUGGAAGCUGAAAGAAGUCCACAAGCGUCUGAAUGAGUUGCGUGAGCUGGUGCAGUACUAUGAACAGACUUCUGACAUGAUGGUUGACACAGUCAAUGAGAAUGUAAAGGACGAUGAUGAGGAGGAGGAAGAGGAGACAGAAGACGGUUCUAUUUUUGAGACAAUGUUUGACUCCGAUCAGGAGAACCGCCAGCCGAUCACCAACAUCAGAAACCCGCAGCAUAGUGGGAACUGGACAGACUUGAACAGCCUGACCAACAGCCGAGGUGGUAGGAGUGGUGGCGCAAACAACCGUGACGGUAGACUUAACACCGAGUGUGAGAUCAACAACCGCUCAGCAGCUAACAUCCGCAGCCUCAACAUCCCUUCAGCCAUAGAGUGCCAGUAUAAUCGGGACACCCCCUACAAUCAAGGGAAGGAUGACAAUGACGAUGGUGAUGAGGAUGGUCUUGAGAAUGAAGAUGGAGCCCAGGCUUUGGGUCCAGAAAGUGAGGUGUCGGGAUCUAGUCGGAGGAGUAGCCUUGAAGAUGAAGCAGAAUAUGCCCAGAAGGUUCAUCGGCUGCAGACGGCAAAGCAGAAACUACGGCAGCUGCAGGAGCUAGUGGCAAUGGUGCAGAGUGAUGACACAGAUGGCACCACUGCUAAUGAAGAUGAGGGGCUGCAUAAGCAGCCCAACAACACCAGAGCUACUGUAAUAAGGCCGCUGCGAGCAGGAGUCAACAAGAAUCCCAGAGAGCUCACGCAUUCUGAUAAGGCCAGGGAGCGGCUGUAUGAGGAAAAGCUGCAUCACCAACAGCAGGAGUUGAAGCAGCUCCACGAAGAGCGCCAUAGGCUAAGGGAGAUCCAGGGCAAGAUUCAGGACCUGCAGUGGGCCUGCCCUGACCUCCAGUCAUCUGUGUCCAGCACUAUGAGUCAGCAGGGCCUGCUCAGGAAACUUCCCGCAGCAGCGUCCACCCCGGCCCCAGCCCCUGCCCCAAAACUUUCCUUCUCUGGGCCCAAAAGCAACUCUACUGUACUCAAGCCUACUGCUCCAGAAGCAGCUAAUGCAUCAGUUACUGACAAUGAGGAUUCUGAUUGUGAUGAUUCCCUGCAGCUGUGGUCAGAGAUGCAUCGCCACCAGGUUCUGCGGGAGGAAUUACGCCAACGCAGGAAGCACCUGGAGUCCUUGAUGGCUGAACACCAGAGGCGGAGCGGACUCGGUGACUCUCCCUAUAGGACUGAAGACCCUGAAGAUCAUGCUUCUGUCUCACAGAGAGAUGAAAGGACAAUGGCCACCUGGGGUGAUUCUACUACCUGCCACAUAGAUGAUGACGAAGAUGUUUACUGCUCAGAGGUGGGCGUUGAGGAGGAUGAAGAACAGGAAGGUGGUGCAGAGAGCAGCUCUAGCGAUGACAUCCACAUCUACUCAUCCAGCAGGAACCAGCACUCCAACAGCAACAGGAAGAAUCAGGGAAGUAACCUGAAGCCUCAACCAGCCUUCUCAGCUAAAAGCGGCAGACAACCAUCUUUUCACUCCAAGGGGAGGGCUAAACAGAAGCAGCAGACCAGGACUCUGGGCCAGUGUGAUACCCAGUCUGGAGGCACAAGGCGUCAGGAGAACCUGCGCUGGGCUUCCGAGCUCUCCUUCUCAGAGGGCUGUAACCACUGGCAGGAGCAGGUCAACCAGCUGCAGAGGCAGCUUGACUUCAGCACCAGCAUGUGUCAGACAUUACUGCAAGACCAGCAGACACUGUCAUAUAUGCUGCAGACCCUGCUGACAGGGCAGUACAAUGUGUUACCCAAUAACCUGUCAUCACCCCAGGCCCACCUGGUCAUGCAUCAGCUCAACCAGUGUUACACCCAGCUUGCCUGGCAACAGAACAAUGUGCAAAGACUAAAGCAAGUCCUGAAUGAGCUCCUCCGCCAUCAGCAGCAGCAGCCCUCCUCAUCUUCAGCAGGCUUUACCUUCCAUCCUUUGUUUCCCCCUGCCAUGGGUGAAUUCCCUCAGGGUUCAGCAGCACAGGCUAGCCCUGACCAGUACCAGCAGCUAGAUCCAAACACAUCUGUUAAGACGGAGUACAUGAGCUUCCCUCCUCCUCUGCAAUGUUCUCCUCUCAACUUGGCAACAGAAAGCCGGCCUGCUGGCUGGAUAAACGCCUCGUCCCACACAAAUAAUACCAGUCAGCACAACCAUCCAGGCAGUGACCAUCCAGCCAAUAACCAGGAGUCUCCACCUUCAUCCCCUGCCCUGGCCCACCGCCACUCGCGAACACAGGACUUUGAUCAUGGUUCUCAAGAAAGCUUCAGCAGUAUACCUGAUCCAGCAGACCCCACCACUGUCACAAAGACUUUCAGGGCCGGCCGCAAGGCCAGUGCCCAGGCCAGUUUGGCCUCACGAGAUAAGACACCAAUUUCUAAAAGCCGUCGCAGGAGGAGCAAGGGGCACAACAAGAAAACUGGAGGUCAGGAGACUGACAGUGCGAGCAGUACUACAGAGUUUGCCCAGGAGAGGGCAGCCCAGCCACGUCAGAAGGAUCAGAACCAGAGUCUGCUGGACAAGCUGACUCAGGAAAAACUGGACAGUAAAACCAAACCUGGCAACAGGCCCAACGACCUCUCCUCUGCCUAUGCUUGGAGAACACCCUUCCUCUCUAACAGAAUUGCAUGCACUGAAGCACCAGAUGCAAGCAGUGACUUCUCACUGUUUGAAGCACUGAGGGAGACCAUUUAUUCUGAGGUGGCCACUCUGAUCUCCCAGAAUGAGUCCCGACCCCACUUCCUCAUUGAGCUGUUCCAUGAGCUGCAGCUGCUCAAUACAGACUACUUGCGCCAGCGGGCACUCUAUUCCCUACAGGACAUAGUGACAAGGUACUUGGCAGAGAAGAGUGCAGCUGAGGAUCAGACACCCUCACUGGGUCCAGUGGCAUGGGCUGCAGGCUCCCAGUCUGAGCUUACGCCCAGUGAGAGUCUUGCCACCAGUGAUGCAGUCUCAGAGAAGAACUUGAAACCGAAGCAGGACUCCAUGAAGAGGAGGAAUGAUGGAGACUCAAUGGACAACGAAAGCACCAUGUCAACCUCCUCUAACCUGGAACCUUUCGCUAAUGAUGACUUGGGAAACACAGUGAUUCAUUUAGACAAAGCUCUGGCCAGGAUGAGGGAGUAUGAGCGCAUGAAACUUAAAGCUGAGUUUUACCACUGCAGUUCUAAAACUGCAGCUGCAGAUUGCUCUGACGUCUGUAACACUGAACCCUCUUCUACUUGCACUGCCCCUUCACCAGAAGGAGCAGCAGGUGCAACUGGGGAUGUACGAUGCCCCCAGAUUGACACUCAACAGUUGGAUCGACAGAUCAAAGCCAUCAUGACUGAGGUCAUCCCUUUCCUCAAGGAGCAUAUGGACGAGGUGUGUUCUUACCAGCUGCUAACAUCUGUGCGGCGAAUGGUCCUUACCCUGACUCAGCAGAACGAUGAAAGCAAGGAAUUUGUUCAAUUUUUCCACAGACAGCUAGGCGGUAUACUGCAGGACUCUCUGAGUAAAUUUGCAGGACGCACUCUGAAGGACUGUGGAGAGGACCUUCUAGUGGAGAUCUCAGAGAUCCUCUUUAAUGAGCUGGCCUUUUUCAGGCUCAUGCAAGACUUGGAUAAUAGCACCGCUGCCAUGGGAGCCAAGAACAAGAAGAGGGCUGAGCAGCCCAACAACAUCAAGCAUAGACCAAAGGAAAGUAAAAUGGCUGAGGAUGAGAAAUCCUUUUCUCCGGCAUUCUUGGAUGAAGACAAGGACCAAGAUGAGACUGAGCAAAAUGGUGAUUCUGUACCACAGGAAUCUUACCUGCAGACAGAGGUGAAGGACGGCAGGAGCAGUGAAGCCUCAGAGGAGGAAGAUGGAGAUGGAAUACCUCUUUCUAUCAGUCUUUCCAAAGCAGAGACCCAGGCCCUGACCAACUAUGGCAGUGGGGAGGAUGAGAAUGAGGUGGAAGAAAUUGAGGAAUUUGAGGCUGGGCCUAUAGAUGUUCAGACCUCUCUUCAAGCUAGUGCUGAUGGACUAGUGGAUCAGCAGGGUGCAUUACCCAAUGAAAGACCUAUGGCAAAAGCUGAACAGAAAUGUUUUGAGACCAAAGAUGUGAAAAACAACAUCUCAGAGGGUGAAUCUUCCGAAGCUGUGUACUCAGCAGUGGAUGAAUGUGACCUGGUGGUACAAGGAGGUCCAGCGAAGGAGAGUGACGAGGGGGCAGUCGGUAUCUUGGAUGUCAGCACCGCAGAAGUCAGCGCCACAGUGUCUUGUGGUCAAGAAGUCUCUAAGCUUUCAACCACCACCAGUAGCCCUGACACAGACUCGCCCAUUAUGAUAAAUGUAGACGAGAUGGGCUCAGGUAACACCAGCCAGAAGUCUGAUGAGGAGGACUUUGUCAAGGUGGAGGACCUGCCAUUGCAGCUUACAGUGAUGUGUGAGGAGGAGCUUCAGAAGAGGAUAGUGGAGGAGCAGCAGAACAACAACCUGUCUGCAGAGAUCCUCAAUGGGAACACCGAGUCACUCGCAGGGCUGGUGGGAAACGCACAGGCACUUAAAGAACCAGAAACUGUUGGUGCACAGAGUGCAUAAAGAAUUGUACCGGUGUGUGGAUAACCAGUAGUUGUUGCAACACUAAACUCGAAUCCCAAACCUGGUCUUGAAGAAUGGUUUAGUUUUCAUCUCCUAAGCAUACCGAGGAGC
Messenger RNA from Lampris incognitus (smalleye Pacific opah), 6425 nucleotides. RefSeq names its product pericentriolar material 1 (gene pcm1). Gene Ontology annotation, biological process: microtubule anchoring at centrosome; protein localization to centrosome; cilium assembly. Gene Ontology annotation, cellular component: centrosome; centriolar satellite; ciliary basal body. The record is from RefSeq and is a predicted model, not a curated record. The coding region runs from base 78 to 6314 and encodes 2078 amino acids. The transcript is spliced from 40 exons. Lineage: Eukaryota; Metazoa; Chordata; Actinopteri; Lampriformes; Lampridae.